Molecule: messenger RNA, 882 nt
Organism: Pseudogymnoascus destructans
Lineage: Eukaryota; Fungi; Ascomycota; Leotiomycetes; Thelebolales; Thelebolaceae
Exons: 1
Coding region: 1-882 (293 amino acids)
Source: RefSeq, a predicted model, not a curated record
AUGCCGUUGAAGCUUCGUGCUUGGGGUCGGGUGCCUGUUCCUGAUGCUAACGAUUCGGCGUCGCCAGAGAGGGACAGCGGCUCUUCCGAUGAUGAGGGUCCCGCCCAGGGUGCAUCAUUCACCCCCGUUAACAGGAAUCUAUGGAAGCGGAAGCGUACCCAGCAGGAAACAGAUGAUACCGAUGAGGGUCCUGACGACUUGCCUCCUGCAUAUGAGACCCCCGAUGCAACUUACUCUCCAACUAAGCACGAAACUGAUGAAGAGUCUGAGAACGGCGAUGAUGUCUCUAACGAAGACGGUGACGAUGAGGACAAGGGGGUUACGCCCGAUGAAUACAUUUCGGACUUCAGGAAGGCCUGGAUAAAGUUGUCUCCUGAGGAUAAGGCCUUAUAUGAUCAGGACGAAUUAGAUUUCCUUGUUCUUCUCAGUAUGGACCCAGAUCACAUCUACACCAGCGACAAGAUCCAAACUUCUCUCGACUCUCCUGUCACCGAGCGCGGACUCCGACUUGUCAUUGCCUGUCGUUCAGGGCAGUUUAAGACUGGCAUGAAGGUCUCCCCCCAUAUAAAGUAUAACGCCCUUCUGGACCAUAAUGAAGAGGGAUACGAGCCUUUCUCUGCCCCAGAGUUCUCUACUGUGACCGACAAGGAGAGAAGUGCCGCUCUUGGUCAUUUCGUGAAGAAUGAGGCUGCUCCGGUCAAUCUUCUUUCAGAGUUGGUGAAGGAUGUCACUGCAGCUACCAUUAGUCCUAGUGCGGUUGAUGUUGCCACGCCAGUCCCUGUACAUGUACAGGAGCCUACACUGCCAGAGCUCAUUUCUCCCCUAGACCCUCGGCUUCUGUCUACUCAAACCGAGAAUGAGGGCGCUGCCAUGGGACCUUGA